UAAAAAUAAAAUAAAAUAAUGAAAAUAGUUGGUGGACGGCAAAUCAAACUGUCAACAAUGAUUGAUAGGGAAAUUGCUGCAAAAAUCAUAACUUUAACAGGUUGCUUAUACUGUAGAGUAAUAACCAGCUGAUGCUGUUUAAGAAUUUUAAGAAAUGCCAAAAGAUUAUCUAUAUGCAUUAACAGUUGUAUAGCUUUUAUGCUCCCUAGAUGAAAACAGAAAACAAAGAAAAGUGCAAACAACAAUAUUCCUGAGUACACUACAAAAAAUUAAUGGUUCUUUUUGUUUUUCAGAUAAAACACCUUUGCCAACAGAGAAUGAGACUUUUACGACAACUUGUAACUCACAUUCUAACAUCUUGUGCCAGACAAAAGUCAUGGGAUACUUCAUCAAGCACUGACACUAAACUUAGAAGAUGUUUAUCAACAUUAGAUUUAACUUUUAUUGGAAUUGGAAGCACAUUGGGAUCUGGUAUUUAUGUUCUUACUGGUGAGGUUGCAAAAAAUAAGGCUGGUCCUGCCAUUGUACUUUCUUUUUUAAUAGCUGCAGUAGCAUCAGUCUUAUCUGGUUUAUGUUAUGCAGAGUUUGGUGCGAGAAUUCCAAAAGCUGGAUCAGCUUAUGUAUACUGUUAUUUAACUAUUGGAGAGUUUUGUGCAUUUGUUAUUGGUUGGAAUAUCAUCAUGGAAUAUAUCAUAGGUGGAGCUGCUGUAGCAAGAGCUAUGAGUGCUUAUGUAGACUCUCUUGCCAGUGGUGCUAUUAAAAAUGGAACUAUUGGAAUAUUUGGUGAUAUUAAUGUUACUGGUGUGAGCAAUUAUUUUGACAUUUUUGCUUUAAGUGUUGUGUUAUUGUUUACAAUUUUUUUGUCACUUGGUGUUAAAAAUUCAGCACGUUUUAAUAAUGUGUGUGUUGCAAUUAAUAUAUCAACUGUUUUACUGGUUAUUUUUGUUGGAUUAGCAUAUGCAAAAGUAGAAAAUUGGGGUAAUUUUACCCCUUAUGGUUUCGAGGGAGUUUUGGCUGGUGCCUCUACUUGCUUCUUUGCGUUUAUUGGAUUUGAUGUCAUUGCGACAACAUCGGAGGAAGCGAAAAACCCAUCAAGAUCUAUCCCAAUCAGUAUGAUUGGAACCAUAACAAUUUGUUUCUUGGCAUAUUUUGGAGUCAGUGCGUCCGUUACUCUUCUUGUUCCAUAUACUGAUUUGCACGAUUCUUCAGCUGUUGCAACUGCAUUUCAUCAACGUGGUUUGGGAUUUAUGGGAUACUUAAUUGGCGUAGGUGCUACCAUGGGCCUAUUAGGUUGCACACUUAUGUCCAUGAUACCUCUUCCUCGGCUUUUGUAUGCAAUGUCACAAGAUGGUAUGGUGAUGAAGUUUUUUUCCAAAGUGAAUGAUAGAACUGGUGUCCCGGUGAUAUCAACUGUAAUAUCGGGUGUGGCAAUAGGGUUGAUGGCAGCUCUCUUAGACCUUGAAGCUUUAGUUGAAAUGCUAUCUAUUGGUACUCUGCUAGCGUACACCAUCGUAGAUGUUUGUGUUAUCGUAUUGCGCUACAGGUUCUUUAACACGUAUCAAAGACAAAUACCCAUUAAAUCUGAAAGUAUUAUUGGUUCUAAUUUAGACAUUCAAACCCAGGAAAUAGAAGGAGACGAAUUUCUCCUUCUGGACCAAUCGAAAGCCAAUCAAGGUUGCUUUGAAAAUGGAUGCAACUUUCAGAACAAUCCGUUACUAAUUAAUGUCAUGGUUGUCAGUAUAAUUUUCAUUUUAUUGGGUUUAUGCAUUGUGUUUUCAAAAUAUGGACAUAAGCUACUGGAGAAAGAUUUUGGCUUUAUUUUAAUACUACUGGUAUUACUAAUCAUGUUGUUGGCUGCAUGUUUUUACUUAUCCAGAUUGAAAACAAAUAUAGAAGGUUUGAGUUUCACUGUACCAUUGGUACCUUGGUUACCUGUUAUUGCAUUGUUCUUCAAUAUUUACCUUAUGUUAGAACUAAGUCACUUAACUUGGAUUCGAUUUGGUGUGUGGAUGGCUGGCGGUUUGGUUGUGUAUUUGGGGUAUAGCAUGCAUCAUAGCUCAGAGAAGUUAAAUGCUUCCGAUGAUGAGGAAGAGUAUAUCUUGCUUGAAAACAAAAUGACACGAAAUGACCCACCUACCGAAACGUCACCACUAAAAAUUAUUGCUAAGCAAGAUUAGUGAUCACAUCCUUCAAUUGACGGCUCUAAACGAGUUGAGCUGAAUUUUAAAUAAAUAUCAAUAGGUGGUAGUUAUUUAGAUAGGUUGGUAUUUUUUUAUUAGAAUUUUAUAUUAAAUGCUACUCUACAUAAAUUUACAAUAAAAUGAGAAAGAUUUUUGAGAGAAAACACAGAUUUUAUUUAUUAAAUCCAGUCCUUUUGUGAAUGCUGCCUUUGAAUAAACGCUCCAUUAAUAAAGGAAAAAAUAAAUUGAAUGUAACAUUGUUUAUUUGCGUUACUUAGGCUUGGAUUUUAAUACCUAAACGCCUCUUCAAAAAACACUGCUUUAUAAUAGUCUUGUGGCGUUUACAAGAAGUUACUAGAGUAGAAAUAAUAAAAAAAUUCUUUUUUCUACUAUGAAUUGAAAGCGCCCUGCUGUUAUUAUUGCGCUGCGAUAGGCUUACUCUUAAAACUUUUGUCACCUACAUGUAUUUUUACAUGUACACGUCAUUAGCAGGAUAAAUUGCAGGCUAGAGAGAGGAAGUAGUGGUUUUAAAAAGGAGCACAAUAUUUACGAAUAUUUGGCAUAAAAUUUAUUGUAUUUUACACCAUUUCCUCGAUAUUAGGUAGAACAAGUAGUUUUCGACGGAAGCAUUUUUUGAAUUAUUUUAUUAUUUAUAUAACAAAAAUGAGACUAUAUUUUGGUAAUCGUGGUUAGGAUGUUUUUAUUAAAAACGAUAUAUUUAUUUACUACGAUUGUAGGGAAUUAGUUUUUCGGAAAUUAUUUUGCCAAAAUUUCCUGAGUUUCAUCAGCUUUGCGAAAUUAAUUCACCCUAACAUUUUUUCCCGCGGAUUUAAUUUUUUUCAGCUAUUCUAAAAAACGAUUUUUGCCAAAUUUUUUUUCUUUUCCAUGAAUUUUAAAUUAAUUAGUUUUCUAUGAUGCGUCUUCAACUCAUCUUCAUUAAUUUUCUUUUCACGAAAGUUGCCAAAAUAAUUUUCAUUAAGGUAAAGAUCGCUUCUCAUUUUUCUAAUGUUUCCAUCACAAUUUAUUCAGAAAACUUUCAUCUAAGGAAAUACAAUUCACUAAAGUAUAGUAAUGAUUAACUAAGAAAUCAUGCUUUCACCUUGUAUAAAUAUAAUAACCUUACAUGUACUGGUUUUUCGCCCAUUCGUGCAUAAGUUACGCACCAAAAUAAAAUUCCACAUCUCGUUCCAGGAA
Molecule: messenger RNA, 3374 nt
Organism: Hydractinia symbiolongicarpus
Lineage: Eukaryota; Metazoa; Cnidaria; Hydrozoa; Anthoathecata; Hydractiniidae
Product: cationic amino acid transporter 2-like
Exons: 6
Coding region: 273-2177 (634 amino acids)
Biological process (GO): amino acid transport; transmembrane transport
Cellular component (GO): plasma membrane
Molecular function (GO): amino acid transmembrane transporter activity
Source: RefSeq, a predicted model, not a curated record